Messenger RNA from Pogoniulus pusillus (Red-fronted tinkerbird), 3337 nucleotides. RefSeq names its product acyl-CoA dehydrogenase family member 10 (gene ACAD10). The coding region runs from base 460 to 2682 and encodes 740 amino acids. The transcript has 14 exons. The record is from RefSeq and is a predicted model, not a curated record. Lineage: Eukaryota; Metazoa; Chordata; Aves; Piciformes; Lybiidae.
CUUAAAAUAUCAUUGGGUUUUAAUCCCUCUACCCUGGAACUAAGGACUUUGCUCCAUGGCUUAGAGCUGUCCCUAAAGGAUAAAGGGUACUCCUGGAUAAUCUAGAUAACACCAGCAGCCUAUUGCUGCUCUAACAUGUUUCUGAAAGCCUCCCAGCAUCAUCUGAUGUCAGAGAUAAGUAACUCCAGCAAGGCUGGUUUAGUGGACGUCUGGAUCGAUAGACAAGCCACAAGAGCACUGAGAAAAUACAGCUGUGUUACAAUUUUCUUAGUAGUGUGUGUGUGUGUGUGUGAGUGAUGAGUCAAACAGUGUCCUACCUGAAGGUUUGAAGGGUAUAAGGACCCUUUGUAAAGCCACAGUCGGGGUGCCCUGGCUUGGCUGGGGCACUGAAAUGUGCACAAAUCAAUAUUGAGCCCCGUGGUUCUGUGUUUUAUGUCCUAGCUUCUCUGCUCAGUCAGCAUGAGCCACUUGCAGACUUUCCGCGGCAUGUGCCUGAGGAGUGUUGCUGGUGUCCCUCACCUGCUCCGGGCUGGGAUCUGGCAGCACCCUCGGAGCUCACUCCAGCAGAGUCGGUCUGGUUGGUGCCAUUACAAAGCCGUGAUCUUUGAGGCAAGCGCAGUGCUCCUCCCGUCCCCUUACAAGACCAUCGUGGACUGGGAGGCCCAGAACUGGCUUCCAGCUGGCACCAUCCAGCAAGCUCUGCUGUCUGGAGAGGAAACCAGUCCCUCCCAGAAGUAUGCAAGAGGAGAGCUGACAACUGUGGAGUUCUUGCAGGAACUGGGACAGCAGUGCUUUGAGAUUGCAAAGGUCUGUGUUCCAGUGGACUCUUUUCUCUUGGACUUAAUCAGAAAUGAGAUGAUAAAACAGCUCCCCAUAAUGGCAGAAGCAGUGCAGUGUAUCCGUGCAGAAGGUCUUAAGACGGCUCUUCUAAACAACAGCUUCUGCCUGCUAGAUGGAAAGAGCUUUUUGCCUCUGGACCCAAAGCACUUUGAUGUGAUGGUUGAACCUUAUUGGGAAGGGAUGUGCAAGCCAGAUCCUGGUAUCUACAAGCUGUGCUUGAAGCGCUUGGGUGUUCAGCCCCAGGAAUCCAUCUUCCUUGACAACAGCAGCCAGAACCUGAGAGCAGCAGCCCAGCUGGGCAUUAAAACAGUGAAGGUUGAUGAUCCAGAAGCAGCACUCAAAGAGCUGGAAACCUGUCUGGGUUUUCCAUUGCAAGGGUUUGUUCCAUAUACUCAUUCAGUGAGACCAAACAUGGAAAUUCCAAAAGAUCAUCUGCAGAAGUACCUUGAAAAUGUUUUUGGUUGCCAUGCCACAGGCCCACUCAUGUUACGGCAGUUUGGCCGUGGACAGUUGACCAGGACCUACCUGGUCAAGUUUGGAGAUCGCUUGCUGGUGCUGAAGAAGGAGCUCUCUGACAGCCUGUGCCACUCAGGCUCUGCUGUCAGCAGGGAAUACAGGCUGCUGAAGGCACUCGCUGAGGCUGGAGUUCCUGUUCCCACUGUACUUGCUCUCUGUGAGGACAGAAGCACCCUUGGUACAGCUUUCUACCUGAUGGAGCACUGUGCUGGCCGUGUCUACAGUGAUGCCUCCCUCCCUGCGCUGCAGCCCAGCCAGCGAAGGGCUCUUUAUGCUGCCAUGAGUCAAGUCCUCUCCAAGAUCCACGGCAUAGACCUCAGAGCAGCCAAGCUGGAGGACCUUGGGCAGCAUGGUAGCUACAUUCAGCAGCAAGUUGAGAGCUGGACAAAGCAGUAUCGAGCUGUGGAGGCUGGCAUCAUUCCAGCCAUGGAGAGACUCAUCCAGUGGCUGCCUCUGCAUUUCCCUGAGUCUCAGAAGACAACACUUGUGCAUGGUGACUUCAGGAUGGACAACCUGGUCUUUCAUCCAGACAGGCCAGAAAUCCUUGCUGUCCUUGGCUGGAAGCUUUCAACUCUAGGAGAUCCCAUCUCUGAUUUGGCGAAUAACUGUAUGGCCUACUUCCUGCCACCUCACUUUAGUGCACUCAGAGGCUUGAGGAAGUGUGACCUGGGGCAGCUGGGAGUCCCCACAGCAGAGGAGUAUUCCCAGAUGUACUGUGACCACAUGGGAGUGGAGCUUCCUGAGAACUGGAACUUCUACAUGGCCUUUGCCUUUUUCCGACUGGCAGCAACGCUGCAGGGACUCUGCAAACGCACUCUGGCAGGGAGGCCAGCCCCAGGUGAGAGCAGCCCAGAGGAUGCAGAAUUCGUGGCUGACCUGGCUUGGGAGUUUGCCAUCAAAGAAGGCUUCCGUGUGUUUGACAGCCUGCCCACCACCACGGCUCUUGCACGACCUUACAACACCUGGGCCAGGCCAGACCCAUUCCUCAGCAGGAGCUACAGUACCUGCACACAUCCUAGGGAAGCUCCAGUGCCCAAAGUCCCCCUGGUCACUGCCCCCCCCAGCCUGCUGGGGAUGGCCCUGGGUCUCAAUUGCAAUCUGGAAAAGAUCAUGGGCAUGCAGUGGGGUUUCCUGAUUUCCAAGCCCAGAUGGACUCCACACUCUCUUCUAGAUCUGAAGGCCAAGAGUACCAGGACCAAUGCAGUGGCUCUGAAGGUGACCUUACAGGCCAUGGAGCAAGAGAGCCAGGUUUCUGGAGCAGAACAUCUCAGCAGUCCAGACCCCAGCCUGGUUCUUCACUCAGACCUAAGCUCCACUUCUGGCUGAAGGUUCACAGGUUCACAGGACAGUGCUCUCCAAACCAGAGCUGAGCCACAGUGCUGGGGAGCCUCAGGCAGCUGCUCUGGGUGGGAGAGUCAUGCUAACAGCAGCUGAGAAGCCUGAAUUUCAGUGGCGUUAUCUCAUAUCUGGGCUCAGUAUCCUUAUGACCUGGAUCAACAGAUAUGGGCCAAAAUGCAGCCCUGGGUCUUGAGGCCACAGAAGGCAAAUACCAGCCUUGCACGGGGGAAGCCAGUCAGGAAUAACCAGCUGCAAGAUCUGGAUUCAGGAAUAAAGAGAAUGGAGCAGGGUUCUCUCCUUCUCCAGCACAACACCUUCAGCUACCUGCAGAUGUACAGAGAAUCUUUGUUGAUGGUGGGGGACUGAAUCAAGUCCUCUAGGACUCUGUCCUCAGGGGAGGCUUUGGAGCUGAGGCAGUGCCUAGUCCCUGGGGCUGGGAGGCCUCCAUGGUCACCAUGUCUGCAGUGUGUCUCUGAGUUUCUUUGGGGAUCAGGGAGGAUGCAGGCUGGAUCAGUGUGGGCUUUCAGUGCCUUACAGCGGCCACCAGCAAGGGGAAAACUGUGGGAACGAUCAUGGUAAUUCCUGAGCUUUUUAUGUGUUGUCUGUUGGUAAUUCAGUAUUAAAGUGAAUUCUUUGCAUUCUU